AGUCAUGGCUUUGUCUCGUCGUCUUUGCUUGCCAUUCUUAUGGCUUCUCCUCCUGUCAUUGCUUGUGCUUGCUUUAGCUGAUUCAUCUAAAGAUGAUCAUUAUGAUGCCGGCAGUCCUCAGCCAAAGCCCAACUAUGGUGAAAAACCAAGCCUUUACAAGACGGAACUAGAAGUAGAAGCAGAGCUCGAGCAUGGUGCAAAGUCGGAAGAAGGAGAAGCAAAGUCAGGCACUGGUUACAAUAAGCCACGGCCAGAAGGAGAAACAAAGCCUGAGUAUGGUGAAAAACAAGGCGUUUACAUGCCUAAACUAGAAGUAGAAGUAGAAGCAAAGGUUGAGUAUGGUUCAACUUCAAAGCACAGCCAAUAUGAUGCAAAUCCAAGCACAGAUUACAAGCCAAAGCCACAAGGAGAAGCAAAACCAAUCCCUGAUUACAAGCCAAAGCCAGAAGGUGAAGUAAAACCAGUGUAUGGUUCAAAGCUAGAAGGAGAAGCAAAGCCCUACUAUGAUGCCAACCCAAGCACUAAUUACAUGCCUAAUUAUGAAGCAAAAAAAUACACUUACAAGUCCAAGCUAGAAGAAGAGGGAGGGAAGGCUAAAUAUGAGAGAAAACCAUAUGUUGUUCUAACAAAAACCAGAAGAAGAAAAGCCUGAAGAGAAAGAACAGCUACUCCCCAUCGGUGUUGAAGGGAUCGUUUUAUGCAAAUCAGGUUCUAAUUACUAUCCCAUAGCAGGGGCUUCAGCAAAAGUAAAGUGUGUAGCAGUUGACGAGGUUGGGCUGGAGAAAACCGUCC
This is a messenger RNA of Gossypium raimondii (Peruvian cotton), 792 nucleotides long. RefSeq lists its product as uncharacterized. The record is from RefSeq and is a predicted model, not a curated record. Lineage: Eukaryota; Viridiplantae; Streptophyta; Magnoliopsida; Malvales; Malvaceae. The transcript is spliced from 2 exons. Bases 5 to 652 code for a protein of 215 amino acids.